AUGGAAGUAGUGCCCUGUGAUUACUCAGAAGAGGAAGAUCAAUGUGUAGAUGAGGGAGAUGCAUGGAGACGUGGAAAUAGUGAGAAUGGACUGAAUUCCACGCAUGUGAUUGAUCUGCAUGAUCACAUCAUCACUGUCAUUGCCCAGGUGCAUGCAGAAUUUUCACCCUGUGAUACUGAAGAUGUGGAGAUAGCCAUGGCCAGUGCGAAUAUAAUAAAAUUUGCUAUUUUUGUUUCUGAGCUUGUGAAGAAUUCUGUUCCGCAAGUCAUGACAAAUGAGGAAUAUCCAAAAGCUGAAGUGGAUGAAGGCAAUAGGGCAAAUGACCAUGAGAAUGGACUAAGUCGCACACAAGUGGCUAUUGUGCAUGAUGACACCAUCCCUGUCACUGCUGAGGUGCAUCAGGGAUCCUCCUCCAAUGAUUCAGAGGAUACUGAGACAGACACCACCAAUGAGAAUAUGUCUCUGUACCUCAGUGCCCUGGACCAUGAUGAAGCUUCCUUCAGCGAUUCCUCCAGCGAUUCCUCUAGCAAGAAUGGAGAGGGAGACACCUCCAAUGAGAAUGUUUUGCUACAUAGACUGGCAAGUUUUCAUCGAGUUUGGAGUUUUCCAAAUGAAAAUACAGGAAAGGAAGUGACCUGUCUGGCUUGGAGACCAGAUGGCAAACUUUUGGCCUUUGCUCUUGGUGACACCAAGAAAAUUAUUUUGUGUGGUGUGGAAAAACCUGAAAGCUUGCACUCUUUUUCUGUGGAGGCUCCAGUUUCCUGUAUGCAUUAGAUGGAAGUGAUUGUGUGAAGUAGUGUUCUAACAUCUUUCUAUAAUGCUGAAGAUGACUCAAACCUUCUCUUACCUAAGCUGCCCACGUUACCAAAAAAUUAUAGCAGCACCUCAAAAAUAUUUAGUGAGGAGAAUUCUGAUGAAAUUAUUAAACUCUUGGGAGAUGUCAGAUUAAAUAUUCUUGUCUUUGGAGGAAGCUCUGCAUUUAUUGAGCUUUAUGCUUAUGGGAUAUUCAAAAUUGCUCGAGUCACAGGGAUUGCUGGCACUUGUCUUGCAUUGUGUCUAUCAAGUGAUUUGAAGUCCUUAUCAGUGGUCGCAGAGGUUUCCACUGGAGGUGCUUCAGAGGUUUCAUACUUCCAUCUUGAAACCAAUCUGCUCUACUCCUUCUUACCUGAAGUAACUCGGAUGGCCAGGAAGUUUACUCACAUUUCAGCUCUGUUUCAGUAUAUAAAUUUGUCACUGACAUGUAUGUGUGAAGUAUGGGAAGAAAUACUGAUGCAGAUGGAUUCUUGUCUCACUAAGUUUGUGCAGGAAAAGAACACUACCACAUCAGUACAGGAUGAAUUUAUGCACUUGCUGUUGUGGGGGAAGGCAAGUGCUGAACUUCAGACCCUUUUGAUGAACCAGCUAACUGUAAAGGGCUUAAAAAAGGUUGGCCAGUCUAUAGAGUCAUCAUAUUCCAGUAUUCAGAAGUUGGUUAUAAGUCAUUUGCAGAGUGGCUCAGAGUCUUUAUUGUAUCAUUUGAGUGAACUGAAAGGAAUGGCUUCAUGGAAGCAAAAAUACAAACCCCUUGGACUGGAUGCUAUGGGAAUUGAAGGAAUAGUUAUAGACAUUAGUAAGAAGAAUUUCAAGGCAUUUUUCUGGUGGCUUUAUGUGGCCAUGUUGAGAAUGACUGAAGACCAUGUGCUUCCUGAGCUGAAUAAGAUGACUGAGAAAGAUAUCACAUUUGUUGCUGAAUUUCUUACUGAACAUUUCAAUGAGGCUCCAGACCUUUAUAAUCAAAAAGGAAAAUAUUUUAAUGUUGAAAAAUUUGGUCAGUAUUGGAAAGAUGAAGAUGAGGACCUUGUGUCACCCCCUAACACGGAAGGAAACCAGUGGUAUGACUUCCUCCAAAACAGCAGCCAUCUUAAAGAAAGCCCUUUGCUGUUUCGUUAUUAUACUCGAAAAUCAUUGCAUUUUGUGAAAAGGCAAAUGGAAACCAUUAUUGAUCAGUGUUUGCAAAUGCCAGCAGAUGUAAUUGGAAAAUCAAUGAAUCAAGCCAUCUGUAUUCCAUUAUAUAGAGAUGCUAAAAGAUUGCUCAUAUUUCCUUUUCUGUGGAAUAAUAAAAGUUCAAAUCUAUAGUACCUUCUUUUUACUAUUUUAGAAGAAUCGCUGUAUAAAAUAUGUAUCUUAAGAAGGCAUACUGAUAUUUCCCAAUCUGUAAGUAAUGGACUAAUUGCUGUGAAAUUUGGGAGCUUCACCUAUUCUACAAGUGAAAAAGUCAAAAGAAGUUCCAGCAACUACAGCUGUUUAGAUGCCCAGUUUUAUGAUGAUGAAACUCUAACAGUCAUUCUUAAAGACACCAUGGGAUGUGAAGGAAGAGACAGACUCUUGGUCCAGUUGCCAUUGUUGUUUGUGUAUAACAGUGAAGAUGCUGCAAAGUACCAAUUCACUAGAACUUAUGCCACAAGGCUAGAUGAACAAAGCAGUGUUAUUCCCACACACAUCCUGCACUUUGAGAAGCACUGGCGGUUACUGGAGAGCAUGAAAGCUCAGUACGUUGCUGGGAAUGGUUUUCACAAAGUGUCCUGUAUGUUAAGUUCAAGUCUCCAUCAUGUAAGAGUAUUUGGAAUGGACAUCGAUGAAUGGGAACUGGAUGAGUCUUCAGAUGAAGAGGAGGAAGCCAGUGGUAAGCCUGUGAAGAUCAAGGAGGAAGUGCUGUCCGAGUCAGAGACAGAGGCCUCUGCUGAUGCUCCAGCCCCAGAGAUAGUCGUCAAAGUGGAGAAGCUUGACCCUGAACUGGACUCAUAAUCCAACUUGCCAUUGUUUAUUACAUGUUACUGUGGCAGAAAGGACUCAGAAGAUGGACUGAGACAUCUUGGG
This is a messenger RNA of Dipodomys ordii (Ord's kangaroo rat), 2856 nucleotides long. Its product is annotated as anaphase-promoting complex subunit 4-like. Gene Ontology annotation, biological process: protein K11-linked ubiquitination; anaphase-promoting complex-dependent catabolic process; positive regulation of mitotic metaphase/anaphase transition. Gene Ontology annotation, molecular function: protein binding. Gene Ontology annotation, cellular component: anaphase-promoting complex; nuclear periphery. The record is from RefSeq and is a predicted model, not a curated record. NCBI's taxonomy places the organism in Eukaryota, Metazoa, Chordata, Mammalia, Rodentia, Heteromyidae.